AUGACAAAAAGGGAGAGGGCUGUAAAAGAUGAAAAAGUAAUACCACCUGGCAAACCAACUGAAGAGAAAUAUAAAAAGGAUACUAAACUGGUGAUUAAGUUACCCUACCCUCAGAGAGUGAAAAAGAAGGAUCCAAGCGAGUCAGACUUUGAGAAACUCGUGACAAUGUUCAAAAAGAUAAAGGGUCAAAUGUCUUUUUUUGAAGCAUUCGAGAGAAUGCCCAUGUAUAAAAAAUUCAUGGAAGAGGUAAUGGCCAAAAAGAAACCAACAACAGAAGAACAGGUACCCUUGAAAGAAAAGUGUUGUGCAAGUUCACUGGAGCAGAAAAUUCCAAACAAACAGAAGGAUCCUGGAACGGUACUAAUUGAUUCUGGAGCUAGUGUGAUUCUGAUGCCAUUAUCAAUCUAUCACAAGUUGGGUCUUAAAAGUGUCAGUGAUACAAAGAUAAAUAUGAAGUUUGCGGAUCACUCGAGAAAUGAGGCAUAUGGUGUAGCAGAAGACGUACUGGUGAAAAUAGAGGACUUGAGUUUCCCUGUUGAUUUUGUGAUCCUAGACAUACCUGAAGAUGAAGAAACGCCUAUCAUUCUUGGUCGACAUUUCAUGCAGACAAGUCGAUACAAUCUCGACAUGGACCAAGGGACGAUAACCUUAAAAGUUUAUGAUAAGGUAAUAACAUUGAAUACAGUUAAAAACAGGGAGCUGGAGGUGGAAAAAGAACAUCAUUAUCAAGUAAACUUGGUCAGGAAAGAGGUGAGAAGGCAAAGUAACAGACCAACAUCAGAGAAAGAUCCAAGAAGGCCUUCUCAAGUCUCACCACUUCCUAUAGCAACCUCAAAUGGAAAGACUCCUAUUUUCAUUCCAAAAGCCAAGAGAAAGAAAAGAAAACAAAAACAAGGUUUACACAGUGCCUUGCAUAAAAGGGCGAAGUUGAUUAUUUCCCAAUUUUUACCAUUUCGCAUUUGGUUUAUUUUUACUGUCGGGUAUCAUGUGCUGCAUGUAUUUCAGGUUCUUGGUGUACUGUUGGAUUACGUGAUGACCAUUAGUAGUAGUGGAUGA
Molecule: messenger RNA, 1056 nt
Organism: Lathyrus oleraceus (garden pea)
Lineage: Eukaryota; Viridiplantae; Streptophyta; Magnoliopsida; Fabales; Fabaceae
Exons: 4
Coding region: 1-1056 (351 amino acids)
Biological process (GO): proteolysis
Molecular function (GO): aspartic-type endopeptidase activity
Source: RefSeq, a predicted model, not a curated record